AUGAUAAAUGGAAUUCUUAUCUACUCUCCUCGAGGAGAAUUAAUUGUUUCCAAAUUGUUCAAAGGAACAUUAAAGAGAUCAAUAGCUGAUAUUUUCAGAAUUCAAGUUAUUAACAACUUGGAUGUCAGGUCCCCCAUCUUAACAUUAGGAUCUACCACAUUUCACCACAUCAGAUCUAGUAAAGAUAGUGAUAAUCUAUGGUUAGUCGCUGCCACUAGAAACAACGCAAACAGUGCUGCUAUCUGGGAAUUUCUCUAUAAGUUAGAUUCUAUGUUGAUUGAAUAUGGAUUAAACAAGGAAGAAUACUUAAAGGAGGAAUUUAUGAUUGUGCAUGAAUUAUUAGAUGUUAUGCUUGGGUCUUGUGGAAUCCCAUUGGAAACGGAACCGAGUAAAGUAAUAGCGAAAAUGUCCGUGAAACCAGCCAAGCUUCAUCAUAAUAAUACGAGUAGUUUAUUGGAUGGUCAUCUUGGAAGUAAAGGUAAUAAUGAAAUUAGUAUGCCUAAAUUUUUGAAAAGAAAUGAUAGUUCGCAAUCUCAUGACUCAAACUUCAGUUUUAACGAUUUUAGUUGGAGACCAAAGGAUAUCAAACAUAAAAAGAAUGAAGUUAUAUUACAUGUGAAUGAAAAAAUAAAUAUACUUGUAGCUAAGGAUGGUUCAAUAUUGAAGGCAUAUGUUGAUGGUUCUAUAGAUUUGCAAACAAGACUGAGCGGAACUCCUGUUUGCCAAUUUGGUUUGAAUGAUUCAUUAACUCUCGGCUCUAAUGAUUCUGAAUAUUCUUCAAGGAAUGGAAGAACAGGUAAUAAUAAAAGUAGUAUGUUGGACAGCAACUUGUCCAAUAAAGUUCUUUCAAAGGCGUCCGUUGGUAAUGUCAUAUUGGAAGAUUGUAAAUUUCAUCAAUGUGUUUCGUUAGAUAAAUUUGAUAGGGAACGAAUCAUCAAAUUUGUGCCACCUGAUGGUUCUGUAGAACUGAUGAAAUAUCAUAUACGGAACAAUUUGAAUCUUCCCUUUAAGAUCACACCUAUCGUGACCAAUUCAGUCACCGGUGAUGCAUUAGACUACAGAAUUGCUUUGAAAUCAUUGUUUCCUGGGAGGCUCUCUGCUAAGGGCGUAGUACUACAUAUUCCAGUCCCACCAGGUGUAAUGGAUUGUAAUAUAAGUGUAUCUAAUGGUACUUGUAAGUUUGUUCCAGCAGAAAAUGCUAUGGUUUGGAAGUUCAAUAAAUAUAAUGGAUUAACAGAAAAUACAUUGAGUGCAGUAACAGUCCCGUCAAAGGAAGUAAAUCAAACCACAUUACAACAAUGGGCAAGACCACCGAUGUCGUUAGAUUUCGAAAUCCUUAUGUUCAGUAAUUCUGGAUUAGUCGUACGAUAUUUUACCAUAUCAGAAGGACACCAAAACUAUAAAGCUGUGAAAUGGAUCAAGUAUGUGUCCAAGUCUGGUUCUUAUGAGGUAAGAUUUUGA
This is a messenger RNA of Naumovozyma dairenensis CBS 421, 1461 nucleotides long. It is a transcript of the gene APM4, whose product is annotated as Apm4p. Gene Ontology annotation, molecular function: clathrin-cargo adaptor activity. Gene Ontology annotation, cellular component: cytoplasmic vesicle; AP-2 adaptor complex. The transcript has a single exon. Bases 1 to 1461 code for a protein of 486 amino acids. Gene Ontology annotation, biological process: clathrin-dependent endocytosis; intracellular protein transport. NCBI's taxonomy places the organism in Eukaryota, Fungi, Ascomycota, Saccharomycetes, Saccharomycetales, Saccharomycetaceae. The record is from RefSeq and is a predicted model, not a curated record.